Messenger RNA from Emericellopsis atlantica, 1933 nucleotides. Its product is annotated as glycoside hydrolase family 16 protein. The transcript is spliced from 2 exons. Gene Ontology annotation, molecular function: glycosyltransferase activity; hydrolase activity, hydrolyzing O-glycosyl compounds. Lineage: Eukaryota; Fungi; Ascomycota; Sordariomycetes; Hypocreales; Bionectriaceae. Bases 359 to 1546 code for a protein of 395 amino acids. The record is from RefSeq and is a predicted model, not a curated record. Gene Ontology annotation, biological process: carbohydrate metabolic process; fungal-type cell wall organization. Gene Ontology annotation, cellular component: fungal-type cell wall.
CCGAGACAUGGUCAUCCUCUUGUGCUGCACGCGGGCCAUAAUAAAACAUGACGCCGCAUCCAGUCCUCCCCCUUGCCUCGCUCUUUCCUCCCGUUGAUCCUUCUCCACGUUCGUAUCUGGCUAUAAUAUCAUCUCACUCUUGAGCAUUCAAGAGCCCGCUUGCUUCUCCUUCUUUGCUCCUUUCCAACUUCUUCCAGUCACUCGCUAAUAGCAGCUACGCACUCUCUCGCUUCCGUGCCAGCUCGCCUAUCAACAACGUACAUUGCUACUAGAUUUGCGCCUUGUCAUCUCAAACGACUUCAGCAACAAACAGUCGUCUCAUCUCCUCAUACACCAGACUUCGUCACACAAAGCAAUCAUGUUCAGCAAGGCUCUUACCUCGGCCAUCGUGGCCCUCGCUGCCACCCGCAUGGUCUCCGCCCAGACCUUCACUGACUGCGACCCCCUCGAGAAGACAUGCAGCCCUGAUGCUGCCUUUGGCAAGAACAGCGUGAGCUGUGACUGGACCAAGGGCGCGUGCAGCGCCUUUGAGGGCCUGCCUGGCACCACCGUCUCCUACGACAGCAAGGGUGCCAUCUUCUCCAUCGAGAAGGAGUCCAACGCGCCCACCAUGGCCACCCACAAGCGCAUCUUCUUUGGUCGUGUCGACGUCGAGCUCAUCGCCGCCGCCGGCCAGGGCAUUGUCACCUCGCUCGUCUUCGAGUCGGCGGACCUCGACGAGAUUGACUGGGAGUGGGUGGGCGGCGACAACGAGCAGGUCCAGAGCAACUACUUUGGCAAGGGCGACACCACCACCUACGACCGUGGCGCCUACCACCCCGUCUCCAAACCCCUGACCACCCUCCACAAGUACUCGCUCGACUGGACCAAGGACCGCAUCAACUGGGAGAUUGACGGCGAGGUUGUCCGCACCCUGACCUACGACGAGGCCAAGAGCGGCACCCGCUACCCCCAGACCCCCAUGGAGGUCAAGAUAGGCACCUGGGUCGCUGGCGGCAAGAACAGCGCCAAGGGUACCGUCGAGUGGGCGGGUGGUUACACCGACUUCGACAAGGCCCCCUUCAACGCCUACUACAAGUCCAUCUCCAUUGUCGACUACGCUGGCGGUGAUGCCCCCACCACCGACGACAUCAAGGAGUACGUCUGGACCGACCACACUGGCUCCUACGAGUCUAUCAAGGUGGUCAAGGGCGACGGGUCCUCCGACGACUCCAAGGACGAGCAGGACGACUCCAAGGAUGACAAGGAGACCACCACGUCGGCCUCCAAGACCAAGACCGUUGUCAAGACCACCUCCACCUCCGAGACCUCCGCCGAGGCCACCUCCACCUCUGUCACCACCAUGACCACCGUGAGCGCUACCCCUACUCCCACCGAGGAGGCUACCUCCAGCACCACCGAGACGACGGAGGAGACGUCCACCACCGCCGCUGGUGAGCCCAGCACCGUCCCUGACGCGCCUGGUGCCGCUGCCGGCGUCCUCGCCAACUUUGGCCGUGUCGCCUUUGCCGGUGCUGCGGCCGUCGCCGUUGCCCAGCUCUUCUAAGCGGAUUACAGCGGGGGCUUGCUUUCUUUUUGGUUCUUGCCUUCUCUUCUGGCUGUACACAUUCUCCAUCAUAGUUACGACAGGAUAUAUGUAGCAUGACAAAACCAGCAUGGGCUCGCUUACGGGGCUUUCUUUUUUACAUACGCGCACCUGUUCCGGGCCCUUAAUAGGGUCCUGUCGCUUGACGCGCUGGGCCUGACAACAGCAGACGGACGGACGGACGGACAACUCAGUCACGGGUAGAUGCUACGUGUUAGAUGACAAGCGACUGUUUUCUCGGUUUGCUUUUUUUUGGAUACUCUCUUUGGGGGGGAGUUAGAUAGCUGAGCAUGGCUUUUCGUCGAAGCCUUUUUACUUACGACUUUUGAUUGAUUGACUGUUCCUACG